This is a messenger RNA of Microthlaspi erraticum, 2124 nucleotides long. The record is from the annotation of a GenBank genome assembly. Lineage: Eukaryota; Viridiplantae; Streptophyta; Magnoliopsida; Brassicales; Brassicaceae.
AUGUCUCUAGCUGACAAAGCUCACCAAUGGGAGAAGAGCUUGCCCCAUGGCACAAUCACCACUUGGGAUGAAUGCAAGAAGGCCUUUCUUGCUAAGUUUUUCUCCACCGGUCGCACAGCCAAGCUUAGAGGAGAGAUAUCCAGCUUCAUCCAGCGAAACAAUGAGACAUUCGCAGAGGCUUGGGAGAGGUUCAAAGGCUACACAAGUCAGUGCCCACACCAUGGAUUCAACAAUGAAUCACUACUCUCCACUCUUUAUAGAGGAUGCUUGCCUAGGUAUAGGGAGAUGCUAGACACAGCUAGCAAUGGGAACUUCCUCAACCAGGAUGUAGAUGAUGGCUGGCAACUUGUGGAGAACAUAGCUAACUCAAAUGGAAGCUAUGGAGAAGAGUAUGAUCGCACCAACCGGAGCUCGACCCACCACUCGAUCGAGUCAGACGAAAAGUUGAGAAAAGAUGUUAAGGCAUUGAAUGAGAAGUUGGAUAAGCUGAUCCUAGCUCAGUCCACAAUGAAGAAAGUCAACUUUGUGUCUGCUGAGGAGAUGGAACCAGUCCAAGAAGGGGAGGAUACACAAUUUGCUGAGGUGUGCUACAUGAGCAAUGGGCAAGGAGGUUACAACAAAGGAUACUAUAAUUACAAGUCCAACCCUGCCAUGUCAUACCGCAACACUGAUGUUGCUAACCCUCAGGACCAAGUAUAUCCUCAACAACAAGCAGCUCGAUCGAGUCAGGUGCCACAACAUGGGUAUGGUCAAAAGAACAAUUACCAAGGACCACAAGGCACUUUCCCUGGACAACAAAUGAAUAUCCCACCAGGCUUCCCCCACCAACCGCCCCAGCCUGCACCUUCACAAGAGAAUGAGCUCAAGGCAAUGCUAAAGCAACUACUUCAAGGGCAAGCUGAUGGGGUAGUGGACACAAGCAAGAAGCUAGCUGAAAUAAACUCUAAGAUCGAGAACCUCAACACAAGGGUUUACUCUCUGGAGAAUCAUGCUUCUUCUGUUGCUGCUGCUACAAAGCAAGGACAACUACCUGGUAAAGCUAUUCAGAACCCCAAGGAACAGUGCAAGGUCAUCUUCACUCAAGAAGGACUUGUUGAAGAAGAGGAUCAAGAAAGGGUCAUUGAAGAUUUUUGUUUACUGCUGAAUGAUGAAGAGAUUGUUGCUGCUGAGGCUCCUGGAGUCCAGAUUGAUCAACCAGAAGUGCAGGCACCUACUGUGGCCAUUCACACUUCACCAGUUGAGCUCGCACGACAAGCUCGAUCGGCAGCUCGAUCGAGUCCAACUCUAGCUCGAUCGAGUCCGACCUCUUCUGUCCGACAGCCUGUUUUGCUUGAUCCUUACCAACCGGUUGCCGCUUCCUCGUCUCGCCUACUUAGUCAAGGUCACAAGGAAGUGAUUCACAAGUUCAGAAGAGAUCUCAGUGGGAUUGGAAUUGAGUUGCCUCCUAUGGAUAGCAUGAGUGAGGCAUUUGAUCAAAUGCAAAUGGUCAAGGAUGUUCUAGCCAACAGUGAUAAAGUUUCAGAGGUCCUACAAGAGUCUACUCAUCAGUUCAACCUGCUUACUUCACCCACCUUCCUACCAAAGGUCAAGGAUCAAGGGAAAUUCACUCUCCCUUGCACACUUGGGCAUCUUGAGAUUGACAAUGCCUUAGUGGAUUCUGGAGCAAGCAUCAAUCUGAUCUCUCUCUCCAUGGCAGAGAAGCUAGGCAUUGCUGGAGCCUUGCAGCGCCCUACUACUUCAAUCAUGUUUGGAGAUGCAACUUCUAAGUCUCCUCUUGGAGUGUUCAAGAACUAUCACUUGAAAAUUGGAGAAUGCAUCAUCCAAACUGAUCUCACUGUGAUGGAAAUGGAAGAAGAGAAGGAUUACCUCUGUUAUUGGGAACCCCUUUCCUUACCUAGAGGUUCAGACUUUUGUGCCACAAUUGACAGUACCACUCUCAGUUCUAAGAGUCAUGGAGCUACAAAGGUUGUGAAGGAAAGGGUUGACAAAGAACCAAGAGUUGGGAAGGAUAAGGAUGAGAGAGGACCAAGGAUUGAGAAGCCACGUCUUGAGAGGGCUAGAGUUGAGAAACCACGAUCUGAUAGGCCAAGAGCUGAGACUUGUUCAAGCCCCUUGUGUGCUUGA